Molecule: messenger RNA, 2256 nt
Organism: Gekko japonicus
Lineage: Eukaryota; Metazoa; Chordata; Lepidosauria; Squamata; Gekkonidae
Gene: KIRREL2
Product: kin of IRRE like 2 (Drosophila)
Exons: 15
Coding region: 1-2256 (751 amino acids)
Biological process (GO): cell-cell adhesion
Cellular component (GO): cell-cell junction
Molecular function (GO): cell adhesion molecule binding
Source: RefSeq, a predicted model, not a curated record
AUGCAACUGAGCUCCAUUCUGUUAAAUCUCAAAGACAAAUCUCUAGGAGCCAUAGAGAAACGCAGCAAGUCUGUGCUUCUUGGCCAGACGUUGGCCGCCUAUUUCUUCCAGCAGCCCAUGGAUCAGGUGAUCGUUUCUGGACAGUCGGUGACGCUGGCCUGCGUGGUGAUGGGCUACCGUGGCAUGGUGCAGUGGACCAAGGACGGGCUGGCUUUGGGCGGAGAAAGAGACCUGCCUGGCUGGUCCCGUUACUCCAUUGUCGGUGAUGCUUCUGCUGGACAGCACAACUUGCGCAUCGACUACGCCGAGCUGGAUGACGAUGCAGUCUACGAAUGCCAAGCCACGCAAGCGGCUCUGAGAUCUCAGCGCGCAAAGCUCACCGUCCUGAUCCCUCCCAACGAUCCUGAGAUCCAGAAUGGCCCGAUUGUGCACGUGAUCUCCAACGUCCCCUACAACCUGUCCUGCCGGGCCGCCGGGGCCAAGCCUGCCGCUGAGAUCAGCUGGUACCGUGAUGGACAGCGGCAGGAUUCAGCGGUGUAUUCCAAGGCGCUGAUGGAGGACGGCAAACGGGAGGUGGCGGUCAGCACUCUCCUCUUGACCCCCAGCAGUCGGGAUAUGGGCAGCAGCUUCACCUGCCGGGUCAGCAAUCCAGCAGCACCUGCGGGGAAGCAGACGACCGUCACCCUCAAUGUCCAGUACCCGCCUGUUGUCAUCCUAUCGGUCCAGCCGCAAACCGUACCUGAAGGUGGCAAGGUCAGCUUCCUCUGCACAGCCACCUCCAACCCCGAAGUGACAGGCUACAGGUGGGCAAAAGGUGGUGUUCCCGUUCCCGAAGCCAACGGUGACAGUUAUGAAGCGACAGUCGACCAGUCCUUCUUCACCGAACCCGUGUCGUGCGAGGUGUCGAAUGCUGUGGGGAGCACCAAUGUCAGCACGCUGGUGGACGUGCAUUUUGGACCCCGUCUCAUAUCUCAACCCAAGCCCCUGACUGUCGACAUUGGUGCCGAUGCCUCAUUCACUUGCACCUGGUUUGGGAACCCACCCCUCACCCUGGCCUGGACCAAGAAGGGAUCUAGUGUGGUGCUGAGCAAUGGAAACACCCUGCACCUGAAGGCGGUGACGCAGGAGGACGCCGGCAUCUACGUGUGCAAAGCGAUCGUGCCACGCAUUGGGGUUGCGGAGAAGGAGGUGACGCUCGCGGUGAAUGGCCCGCCAGUUAUCAGCGCGGAACCGAGCCAGCAGACCACGGUGGGAGCCAAAGCUCGGCUGGAGUGCUUGGUGGGGAGCAUCCCGCCCCCUGACAGGAUCGCCUGGGCGUGGGGGGAACGGGUGCUGGAUUCUGGCUCGCUGGAUCGCUUUACAGUGGACACUGUUGUGACAGAACAAGGCGUCCUCUCGGCUCUGCUGAUAGACCCGACCCACGACUCCGAUUUUGCCCUUCCCUACAACUGCACGGCUUGGAACCGCUUCGGCGUACGGUCGGCUGCUGUCAGCCUGCGCCGCCAAGAAGUCCUGUCAGUCCUCAUCUUGGGGGUUUUGGCGUCCUCUGGCGUCCUCGGCCUUCUGCUUCUGGUGGUAACCGUCUCUCUCUGCUACCGGCGCAAGCGCUGUGGGAAAGCCAAGCGGGGAACGCAGCUCUCCAAGGCCGACAUCCUGGUGCAGAUCACGACCAGCGAGAGCAGCCCCAGCCGGCCGAGCGAGACGGAAGAUGACAGCAAAGAGCCCAUGGCCACUAGCAGCGAAUCUCCAGCAACAUCUCACACAGAGCACAGUGAAAUCCUGGAAGAUGAUGAAGGGAGCCAGGAGCUGAAGGAUCCUACUAAUGGAUACUAUAAAGUCCGCGCACACGAGGAGCCGUGCUUGGGGAGCAGCUUCUCAGAAUACACACCAGCCCCCCGCCCUCUGUUUGGGGCCUCUUCUUUGUACCCUUCAGCUGGGCCGGUACAACCAAAGCUGUAUGAAUACGCUCACCACUACACCUUGGGCACACCUGGCUCCCGCUCAGCCUAUGACCCCCACGAACGACUCUUCCCUCAGGAAAAUAUGUACAGUGGGAGCACCUACCUCACCGCCCCCUACAGCCGGGCCUUCACGAGUUACGUCAAGCCCAGCAACUACGAGAAGGCCGAGAGCGGGUACGAGCCGUCGGACCAGGCCAGCAAGGCCUCGGGCUGUUCGCGCUUCUCAUAUACCUCCUUGUGUCAGCAGUCUGACUACGGGCGCCCUUCCCACCAGCGCAUGCAGACCCACGUAUGA